This is a messenger RNA of Plutella xylostella (diamondback moth), 3523 nucleotides long. RefSeq lists its product as uncharacterized. Gene Ontology annotation, cellular component: extracellular region. NCBI's taxonomy places the organism in Eukaryota, Metazoa, Arthropoda, Insecta, Lepidoptera, Plutellidae. The record is from RefSeq and is a predicted model, not a curated record.
UUAAAUCCCUAAUACCUUUGUAUUUAUCACUACAUCAAUACUUUAUUUACACCAAACAUAUUUUGCUGCAGACCUAUAAGACCUGAAAAGAUGAUACCUACACAUCACCGAACCACACAGUGCCUGUAGCCUGUACAAAUACACGUAGGCCAUAUAAAGUGGCGCCCCCAUUCGCGAGAUAGAUCCCUCCCCCUCACUGUCAGAUGAGCCUGUGCGUCUCCAACCCUCAGUCUGCAGAGAGCCUCGGCCCGCGCAGGAUGUCCCGCCUGCCAUGAGCCACCACGAGCGGCGGGCUCACGACACCGUCGAGUUACUACCGCUCAAGUCUGCCCUGGUCAAUAAUAAUAACUACAGGGAUGAAGAGGACUACUACCCGCCGGCGCCUGUGUUCCAGAAGAACCCUUCCAGCUCCAACCUCUAUGACUACACGCUGCUGUCGAAGCGGACGCCGGCCUCCAAACGGCUGCUCUCCAAGCCGACCCAGCAGGCGGCCGCGCCCACCCCGCUGGUGACUCUGUGCGGGGCGCCCGCGCCGUCCUGCCGCCGCGAGGAGCAGGCCGCGCUCGCCAACCUGCGCAAGAAGGUGUCCCCGGCGCUGCUGCAUCAUGACCGAUACAACAGGAAUGUUGACCACGCGACUAAAGACAAAGAACCAGAAGAACUCGACAACAGGCCUAAAUUACUAAAGAAGGUGCUGCUGGAGCGGCCGGUGAGCAUGGUGGUGCAGUGGAGCGAGGUGCGCACGGCGUGGCAGGACAGCGACUUCAUCACGGAGAGCCUCUGCUGGCACAACGUGUACCGGCAGCGGCAUGGCGCGCCGCAGCUCGUUAUGGCGCCGGAGUUGUGCGACUACGCGCAGGCGUGGGCCAACCACCUGGCGCACACCAACAAGUUCAGCUACCGCAACGACCGCGACGUGGGGCAGAACCUGUACCAGCGGCCCGUCAGCGCGCUGCAGCCCGACGCCACCGGUCAAGAAGUAUCAUCAUACUGGUAUGCAGCGGUGAGGCAGUACAACUUCUUUAAGGAGUCAGAUGUGCUUCAUGCCAAUGUUAAUGCAGGUCACUUCACGCAGAUGGUGUGGGUGGCGACGCGGUUCUUCGGCGUGGGCAAGGCGCGCUCGCGGGCGGGCAAGGUCAUCGUCGUCGCCAACUACUCGCCACCAGGGAACCUAUCAGGUCAGUUCGAAGCGAACGUGCUCCCCCCCCUCCCAGAGACGAUGCCCGACGCCCCUCCGCCGGAACACUGACAGCGUGUCUCCAUACGAGGGCGGCGGCUGCAGAUCGACGCCACUGUGACCCGGCGCUGCCCAGCCAAGCCGGACCUCUCGCAGUUCAAUACCGAUUCUUUUGACAAGAAGUAUGGGUAGGUCUGAGUAGACUGGUGGAGAAGAAGUAUGGGUAGGUCCAGGAUGGCUGGUGGAAGGGUAUUAGGGUUAGCGUGGUUUGUUGGUGAUUACGUUACGUGAUUACUCUGCAUAUUAUUACGCACACAGAGACAGGGCUAAGGUAGUAUAUUUGAUUAUUUCUGGCAUUGGCAGAGUAUGAUUGAUGAUUCAAUAGAAAAGCCUCAAUAUGUCUUACGCAAAACUUUAAAGAUAAAUACAAAGAUGUCCCAAAAGUAUAAUCCAGAAGAACAACAAAUAUCUUAACAAAAAUUCGCUAGUCACUCGUUUAGACGAAACUUGAGCUAAGAUAGAUAGUUUUUGAAUCUACGAAGCUUUUCCUUCAGUCCUAAACCCAUUUUAGAAACAUGGUAAACCAGAGAGAGUUAAAAUUAUGAAUUUUAAAUAGAAUAGCGCCUAAAGCUUAGGUCGAAGCUUAUGAUCAGCGAGCUUCAUGAGUGGCCCUCUUCGCCACAGGUUGUUUUAGCGAUAUAAGCUUAUUAUAUAAUUAGAGAUAGAUACCUACAGCAAGGGUACUAUACUAUAGGCUAGGUUAGGGUACUGUAGACUACACUAUCCUGUGCUUUCAGAAACUACUUAGUCUAAAUUUGUAACUUUCUAAUAGCGGCUAUUGCACACAUUAGUUUUAAAUUAAAGUAGGAUUUCGAACAUGCUUUUUAUUGAUCCAUCUAAGAUCUAGAAUAUCUUCUACGAUAGAUUGUAAUUGCCUAUAUGAGAGCACAUAAUAAUAUGAGUAGGUACUUACUAAACCAUUUCAGACAUUAUAUGCUUAAUCUCGCUAUAUGUAACUUAUUUAUAUCUACUAGACCCACCUCCAUGAAAUAAGUGAUAAUGACACAACUAUGGUUUUACUAUCUUGGUAUAGCUACCAGGCUACCCUACUGAAUCACACUGACUAAGUUAGCGGAGUGUUUAGGUUUAAUUUGCUCCUGCUAUAAGUUACCUAGUUUAGUAACAAGUGUGCAGUUUGUCUACUGGGAAUGCAGCCUAAUUCAACACAAAUAAGUCAAUAGUGUAACAAGACUGCAUAUUAUAUAAUUAUUGUAUAGCACUCCAUAAUAAUGUUAUAUAUUUUUGGAAUUACACAAUUCGUUAAGAUUAUGUUUAUAGAUACAGCAGCUUUAAUAUUAUAGGUUCUUCAAUCUUCAGUAAUAGUGUUUUGGAUAUUGUAAAUUAAAUAAUUUAGACAUCAAUUAUCUAUUUAAUUAAAACAACCCAAAGUUGUAAUGUAAUAUUGUGGUAAAUUUUAAAACCCUGUCUUCCUCAAUAUUGUUUCAUUGUUGCUGAAGUGUUUGGGGUUGAGAUAUAAUUACCUGAAAGGUUGUUUGAAAAACACAACAUGUCCAUUUGCAAUUAUAACAUAUUUAGAUUGGUUAGUGAGUAAUUUUAGGCUUUUAAUAUGCAAGUUUUUAAGGCACAAAUAUUUAUAUUAUAUUACAAAAACAUUAAAAUACAAAAACUAUGUUAACACCAUAUUUUUUAUAAAUUGUGAUGGCCUACUGCAAAGCUACUGUAGUUUAUACCAAUGUUUAAUUGAUGAUAUAUGGAAUUAGAAUAAUAUUAUAGUGUAUGCUAUUGUUUUUUGUUUUCAUAGCAAAAUUAUGCUAUAAUUUAUAGUAUGUCAAGCAGUAUUGAAUGUAGGUAUAUUUUCAGUUUUUCAAUACUAUAAGAUUUUAUAUUGAGUGAGGAAAGGUGAUUUCUAUGAAUGUUUAACAUCAGAAUAGAUGUUGUGGAAGGUUUUUAUGUGCCAAAUUAGUCCUAUCAUCACCUGUUAUAGCUUGUCCGCAUUUUAUUUUUAUAGCCUAAUUAUUUCCCUUUAUAAUUUUAAUAUUGUUGAUUUUUUAAAUAUGCAUGAUCCAAUUAAUUAUACGGCUGUGAAUUGUUAAAACUGUUAAUAAACAUAAUUGCUUCCACAUGGGCUAUUAAUUACAACCCUACAUCUACUUGAUCCUUUACUAAAUUACUGUAGUUGUUAUAAGACAAGGGGGCUGCAUCAAAGCUACCUAAAAAUCCUUAUUAAUCAAGAGCUACUUAGCAUCAUCUGGCAAAUUGGCAGAAGUAACAACAGUUGGAGAGAUGAACGAAUGAGCAAAUGAAGAUAUCAUGAGCAAAAUUUCC